This is a messenger RNA of Dermacentor albipictus, 1375 nucleotides long. The record is from RefSeq and is a predicted model, not a curated record. NCBI's taxonomy places the organism in Eukaryota, Metazoa, Arthropoda, Arachnida, Ixodida, Ixodidae.
AUGCCGAUUUCCCAGUCCAAUAUAAUCUGCCUCAGCUCGGAAAGCUUCACCGCGGUGUUCGCCAGCAUUCUCGACGCAUACCGGCCGAUCCUGGAAAAGAACGACCCGCUCUUCAUAGGAGACGGAGAUCCUCUGGGCAUCAUUGACCUACGCCGUGGAAGGGUGCACGGGCUGAACGGGACCUACUUCAGGGACGCUUUGACGGCAAGAUGCAACAAGUCGCACAUGGACCUGUUCUUCCCCCUCAGAGUGGAGAAACCUCGCAUCAUCUAUGACGUAAGGCAGGCGAUGCGCGAGCUGCCGCUCAGGGGUGAGCUCCACAUCGACAUGGACCUAAUUGAUUUCGACAUUGGGCUUCUGGCCGCGAAGAAGAAGGGACAGAGUCGGCCCCUGGUGACGCAUCUCGACAUUCACAGACUGGACGGCUUCGGCAUCACAUUCCACCGUAUGGGCCUGCUCGGCGCGAUUCUCAACUUGGCCAUCGAGACGGCUCACAGUGUUUAUGGCCAGCCUCUCGAAGAUUUCUUCGAGAUUUUGCUAUGGAGGGCGUUGCAGAGAUACGCUGAUAACAAUCCACUCCCCAUAUAAUGUGCACGUUAUCUUUCCACCUGUUUAUUCGAUUGUCCGGCAUGCAGUAUCCAGCUAGAAUCUGCGGUUGUUAAGCUUCCUGUAUUGUCUUCGAUUUUGUUCACCGCAUAACUUCCAACGGUCAGGACAACCCUAAAUAAAGGCACCGUAACAAAGUCGUAAAAAUCCUUACCAAAGAGCCAACCGCGUAUCAUUGGCCCACGUCGUCAUAUAUGACAUUCUCCUGUGGACGUGCUUUAAAAACUUGCAAUAUGUUCGCGCGUUCUGGCAUCGCAACGUACUGGGUUGGUAAGAGCAGGUUUAACACAAUGCCUAAGGGAGCGCACGCAAGCAUAUAAAAAUAAGGAUUUUCCUAUAUUUUCAUGGCAGCAGACGCAUUCACUUGUAUUUCCAAGUAGAAACGAGAUAGCCAGAAAGUGAAAAUUUAGGGGCGAUUGGCACGACUUUUUGUAGACAUGUAGUGUGCUACCACGCGCCCCGAAGCAAAUUGUAAAACAGAACUUAGAGCUAGCACAAAUGAAGCUGUUGCCGGAGCACUCCACUUUACCGUAGAGUAUCGCGCGCAGUAUACUACAAGGACACUGAGUACCGUGAGCCAAGUUGAGUAGAUGAAAGUUUGGUUGGAAAAGACAGCCUGUAGGAAAAAGACCGGAAGAUGAGCGAAUGGGUGUCAGGACGCACUGGCUUUUACAGUGAAUGCUGCAAGCAGGUAGUUGCAUUUUUCACAAGAAAUGCGGCACCGCGGAGGAUACGAAUGAGGGCAUGAUAGUGGCCAAAUAGAGCACGU